CGAACAAGGGUUUUCAGCCGGAGAGGACAGUCAGUUGUAGCGGGAAGGGUCUUCAAGGUAGGGAUAUGAAUCGCCUGGAAGUGCACAUGUCUCUGGAUUUCGUCGUUUGAUGAACGACAUCCAGUAGUAGCACUAGUCAUGUAGUUACCAGGAUACAUGACCAUCCGACACCUACAUUUGAUGGCCACGAGACGUGAACGUAAUACAGUACAGAUCAAACACGGGUUGCACCCAAAUUAGUAGGGAACGCAUGGCGGAACACCAAUGGGCAGUCGUCAUAGAAUUUGGGGUAGCGAAAUUCGGUUGGAUCAUAAAGUGUUGGGAAAAAGCGCGCGGUAAGCUAGGAUCUGACUUAAGUGGACCAAGUGGCCGCGUUCGACCGCCAAUCGACUUGUACUUCGUCUCAACCAAUUUGCAUCAUCGAUCGAUCCAAACUCCGACGUCAUUGGUUACGCAGAAACAAUGUGCUCUGCGAUCCCCCGACGUGCAAGCACCAUUUCGAUCCGUCCGUCAGGUACGUGAGAAAGAGAGUGGCAGACGUCACUCAACUUUCCUCCAUGCUCCAUUCGCGUGUUUCAACUCUUUUCGUCUUUUCCUUAAGCGCUUUCGUUGGCCUGCUGCCACUACCUCUCGUACAACCACUGCAACCACGACAUCCCAUUCAUCUUCUAGAGCAGUAACGCAGAUAAAAAGAAGAAGAAGACGAGGGAUUCAGAUGGAGGAACGUAUGACCCUUCCGGGACGGACGACCAUUGGGAUGUUCGUCCUUGGUGGAGAUGGGACCAUGGUGCUUACUCAGAUGACUGGCCAUUGACGACGAAGAUGAAAAUCAGAAUAAAGCGUGUGGACGAUAAUACGGAGGGCCCGGAACUGGAUGACAAAGAAAAUGGAGGCGGGGAGGGAUGAUAUAUUCGUCCACCAAUGAUCGCUU
This is a messenger RNA of Cantharellus anzutake, 931 nucleotides long. RefSeq lists its product as uncharacterized. The coding region runs from base 251 to 814 and encodes 187 amino acids. Lineage: Eukaryota; Fungi; Basidiomycota; Agaricomycetes; Cantharellales; Hydnaceae. The transcript has a single exon. The record is from RefSeq and is a predicted model, not a curated record.